GCGGAAGAGGAACAGUUAAUCGAUGUCAGAACGACAGCGUGUAUUGAACUUUUAACCUUAUAAAAUUUGGCAUUUUGUUCCUUUAAUACAAUCCAGCAAGGUUUCAUCUCGACGGCAGACCUAAUGAUGUUCAACAGGCAGACAAGUUUAUGGAUGGGUGAUUUGGACCCAUACAUGGAUGAAAAUUUCAUCAAGCAGGCCUUCAGUGCUAUGGGAGAAUCGCCAUUUGGAGUGAAGAUCAUCACCCAUCGGAUAACAGGUGGUUCAGCAGGAUAUUGCUUUGUGGAGCUGGCAGAUGAAGCAAGCGUAGACCGCUGUGUCCAGCGUCUCAAUGGAAAACUGGUCCCUGGAUCAAACCCGCCCCGGAAGUUUAAACUAAACUAUGCCACCUACGGCAAAAGACCAGAGGCAGGGCCGGAGUUCUCAGUGUUUGUGGGUGACCUGGCCUCUGAGGUGGAUGACUACCAACUGCACCAAGUCUUUAAGAAGUAUCCCUCCUGCAAAGGAGCCAAAGUAGUAACCGACCAGUAUGGAUACUCCAGAGGCUACGGUUUUGUCAAGUUUGGAGAGGAGAGCGAACAGAAGAAGGCCAUCGAGGAAUGCCAAGGCACGAUGCUGGGGGGGAAGCCACUCAGACUCAGUAUUGCUGUAGCAAAGAGCCAGAAGAUGAGCAGUUACCAUGGGAGCCAGGGCCAAAAUUACCAUAGCAGCUACAAUCAGACCCAGUCAAGUUACUACGGCAACUACAGUGGCGGGGGGCAGGCUGGGUAUUACUCGCAGUGGGGGGGUUAUGACCAGUAUGGCGGCUACAACAGUAGUGGCUACAGCACUGGGUAUAACGGCGGGUACAACAGUGGGUACAAUUAUAACUAUGGGCCCUAUGGAUACCCUCCACCUGGUCACAUGAUGCCGCCACCUCCCAUGGGGAUGCCACCCAUGUCCGCUGACAUGACAGGAGGUGUAGAGCAGACUCAUGAAGAGACAGAGGAUGCAGAGGAGGAUAAUGCAGAAGAACCCAUCCCUGAAUGUGACGUGGACCAGUGGAACAAAGACUUCAUGCAGCGCAGCGAGGAGCUCUACGAAGCCAUGAUGAACUCGCACUGGGAACCCCUGGACUCCAUCACCUCCCCCAUCCCUUCCAUGUUGUGAUAACUCCACCGCGUGAUCCUUUCACUCCUUUAAAUCUUAGCCUUUUUUAAAUACACCCUAUAAUCCACCCCAGUUUGAAGCCACACGGACACCUUAAAGAGGCAGCUUCACUUAGAGUUUAGGUUCUCCACUGGGCUGAUGAAGUUGCCUUCUUCUGUAGCAUUGUUAACUGGUUUUCUCAGAACCUUUCAUGCUUUGUGUUGAAAUGUUCACACCAGGAAAAGCUAUUUUCUCAUCAAAUAUGCCCCAAGUUCUCUGAAGACUGAAGGUCAGUCCAGUCUCUGCCUUUAUUUUAAUUUUCCAUGCACUGUUAAUCACAGUGAUCAGUAGAUGUACUUGUAUAUAAAGAUGUCAGUUUUGUCUUUUAAAUGAAGGAAUGUUUGAUGAAAUAUCCUUCUGUUUUUUUUUUAUUUCUGCUGGUAAAGAUUUACUGGGUAGAAUUUGCAGUAUAGGGAAGGAUAUCCCACAAAACAGCCACAAGUCUAAAGUGUUACUGUUCUCUAUAAAAAAUCAGUUUUUUCUAUUUAAUAGAUAAAUGGUACACUCUCCAUAUACAUAGAGCUGGAUGCAGUGACUGAGAGGCUGACAGCCUAUCAGAUGUGAAAGCAGCAUUUAUCCGCUGCUGUCUGAUAUUUUGUACAUAUUUUCUUUCUGGAGAUGUUUUAUCAAUAAAACGAAUUUCAGAGCAAAA
Molecule: messenger RNA, 1840 nt
Organism: Sphaeramia orbicularis (orbiculate cardinalfish)
Lineage: Eukaryota; Metazoa; Chordata; Actinopteri; Kurtiformes; Apogonidae
Gene: trnau1apb
Product: tRNA selenocysteine 1 associated protein 1b
Exons: 9
Coding region: 124-1149 (341 amino acids)
Molecular function (GO): RNA binding
Source: RefSeq, a predicted model, not a curated record